AAUUAGGUUUGAUGAAUGAAACCUGAUCGUUAUCUACUCUUCAUUCAUCUUCCCAUUAUAUUCCCAAACAAAAGUAUUAUAAAGGGAGAGAGGGGCAAUAAAAAUCACUUAUUCGAAAUCGGUUGAGCUCUCAAGCCUUGAAUCGGUUCCUCAUCCACCGAUUUUCCUGUUAGAAUUUCUUCAUGUCGGUUGAUGCUUGAUAUUGUCUUUGAAUCCACUUCCUCAGAUUCUCUGACUUGCCGGAGCUGGUGUCUUUUUGAAUUUUCAAGGUGAGAUAUUGUUAAUUUUCAUGUUGAAAGAUAGAAUUGGAGGUCAGGGUUAAUUGAUUUUCUAAUUUCAUGAAGUUUCCAAAUAGAAUCUCUCUUAAUUUCAUUCUUUUAUUGGAAAAUUUGUGUGUUUUACUGUUUCAAAAGGGAGAAUUAGGGGUUAGGGUUUGUUGGAUUACCAAUAUUCAAUUACAAUCAGACGUACAGAUUGUUGUUUAUAGCGGGUUUUCCUUUCUGGUGGAUGGUUUCUCUGUGGUUUUCUAUAGCCUAAAGAAAUUUGGUUACCCUAUGCGUGUGCUAAUAUGUUUCUAUUUCAUGCUAAUUAUUAAAGAUUAUUUUGAGUUUGAAUUUAUUCCAUUUGAUAAUCUGAAUUUAUGAGUUUUGAUGGUCAUUUGUAGCUCAGUUGCUCAAAAUACUUUUUUUACCUUAAUAUGCUAAUAUGCAGUUAGCUCUUUGAUGCUCUUCUUGGUAUUGACAGGAGGGAUACGUCACAAUUAAUUUGUUCUUUAAAAAGUUGUCUAUAUGUUAAAAUUUCCAAUUUGUUUCUAGAAGUAGAUCAUGGCAAUUGUGAUGUCUAGAUAGCAUCAUGGCAGCAUCCUAUCCCUGAUGCCAAGAGGCUCUCUGAAUGUGCACAAUUGAGGGUUUGCGCAUGACUCUUCAACCUCAGCCUAAAGUUUCAACUGGUAUGGGUGUGAACAAUGAACUAUAUACACAGGUUGAAAUAGAUGGGGAUGUGUGGGGUAAGGGACUUGGGAUGACAUGGGAUGAAGCUAAGAUGCAGGCUGCAGAAGCUGCUUUUCAAAAUCUGAAAGCAAAGAUUGGCCAAUUCCCUCAAAAACAUCAACUUUCUUCUAGAUCAUUUCAAGGAAUGCCAACGAAACGGUUUCGACCAGAGGACCCUAGAGUUAUGCAAAGAAUGGCAGCAUCAGCAAGAUACCCCAAGCACAACGCCUCUCUCGUUCCUUGACAAACUUGCAAAUCUUCUUGCUACAAAUUUCCAACCGUACCUUGGGACGUUUUGACUUACUUAUAGCCUAUAGCUUAGAGUGUGAUAUGUCUAAAGGGACGUUUUUUUCGGUCGUAACAUAGUUAAUUUGUAUAGAAGGUUUUACACUUUAUCAGCGCGUUGGGCUAGGUUGACCCAAAGCACUUUUAGCCGGUGUGUCAAAUAUGAUUAUAA
This is a messenger RNA of Helianthus annuus (common sunflower), 1446 nucleotides long. RefSeq names its product RNA polymerase II C-terminal domain phosphatase-like 1. Bases 892 to 1233 code for a protein of 113 amino acids. The transcript is spliced from 6 exons. The record is from RefSeq and is a predicted model, not a curated record. Lineage: Eukaryota; Viridiplantae; Streptophyta; Magnoliopsida; Asterales; Asteraceae.